CUCCCAACAACAACACUUUGCCCUCUUUAACUUUUCAGAAUCCAAUAUGAGCGGACAAAACUUCAUUGGGUCAAAGAUUUCGCUUACGAGCAAUAGCGACAUUCGGUAUGAGGGUACACUCCACAGUUUGAACACGGAAGAAUCCACGGUUGCGUUAGAACAAGUGCGAUCGUUUGGUACUGAAGGUCGACGAGGCAACCCUGAAGAAGAAAUCCCACCUUCUGAAAAUGUGUUUGAAUUCGUCGUGUUUCGUGGAUCAGACAUUAAAGACUUGAAAAUCUUUGAACCACCUGCUAAAGCUGCACCACCACCACCACCCCCGGCCAACGUGCCUAGCGAUCCAGCAAUUAUGAGCUCGGUUAUGAAGGGAUACGGUGCCAAUGCCGCUAUGAAUCCUUACAUGAUGCCUCCUUACCCAGCCAUGCAGCAGCAACAGCACCCUCAACAGUACUGGGGUUCGCCAAUGUAUGGUAUGCCUCCACCUAUGGGAGGAGCAAUUAACCCUGCUAUGCAGCAACAGCAACAGCAACAGCAACAGCAACCGCCACUUGGUUCAGCUCCUCUUUCAAACCGCACAAUGCCUGGUAUGCCUGCUGAACAAACUAGUGCCGCGCCGGUCGGACCACCUUCAGCCCAUAAUGCUGCUAUUGCUGCUGCCCGCGAAGACCAACCAGGAAUUGCAGAGAAGCCAAAGAAGGAAGUUGAGCCCAAGAAUGCUGAGCACGUUUCAACUGAAACUGCUGUCAAGGCUUUGGAAGAAAGCUUGGAUAACUUGGAGAUCGUCAAGGAUGAAAAGGGGUUGGAAGAUGACCAGCGUGCACACCAUCAGCAGAAUCGCCAACGCCGAUACAAUAACAACAACAACAACAACUAUGGUAAUACUGGUCGCGGUGGAGGAGCGCGUCGCCAUGACUACAAUAAUACCAAUAACAACACAAACAACAACAAUGCUGCCAAGCAACCUAUCGAAAUCCCCAAGUCUGAUUUCGAUUUUGAGUCGUCGAACGCCAAGUUUAAGAAGGAAGAGUUGGCAAAGGCGGUUACUAAGAAGACCGUUGAGGAGGAGGAACAGCAAAGCGUGGAGGAUCAACAGGAAGAUGAGGAAGUGGUCAUUCCUCCCUCGGACGAAUCGUUCUAUGAUAAGGAUAAGAGCUUUUUUGAUAACAUUUCUUGCGAGUCCAAGGAACGCAGCGAGCAAGAUCAAAAUGGAAUUGAUCGUCGGGCCAAGUUCCAAGAGGAACGGAAACUCAACUUGGAAACGUUUGGCGAAGCAUCUGUGGAUCGCCCGAGAUACCGUGGUUUCCGUGGUCGUGGAGGUUACCGGGGCCGUGGUAGUGGAGGUUAUCAGCGUGGUGGCGGCGGACGAUAUGGCGGUUUCCGUGGCAAUAACAACCGUGGCAAUCUUACUCCUAAGCCAUUGGUCUAAUUGGAUUUCAGCAUUGAUGGAAACUUUAUCAUUACAUUCCCUUUCUCUCUCUUUUUUUCGUUCUUUCAGGCGCAUCAGUUCGCUGUAACGGUCUUUUCUUCUUCUGAUGUAACAUAUUGCACCUGCUUUAGCUUCUGUUGGAUUCAUUUUUCUCUUCCUUUAUUUUCUUUUCUUCUCGUACUUUUUCCAUUUCUUUCAAACUUGUUUUCUCCCUCUCUCAAUUCAAAACUUUACAGUUGCCACUCAAUUCGCUGGAAAAUGAAAAGUAGCAUGUUGCGUUAUUAAAUUAUCACUUGUGAUUGUCACACAAAAGCUUAAAAAUGAUACAAGCGGCUUUGUAAUAG
Messenger RNA from Zychaea mexicana, 1770 nucleotides. RefSeq names its product Scd6-like Sm domain-containing protein. Gene Ontology annotation, cellular component: P-body. The coding region runs from base 47 to 1426 and encodes 459 amino acids. The record is from RefSeq and is a predicted model, not a curated record. The transcript is spliced from 7 exons. Gene Ontology annotation, molecular function: mRNA binding. Lineage: Eukaryota; Fungi; Mucoromycota; Mucoromycetes; Mucorales; Lichtheimiaceae. Gene Ontology annotation, biological process: P-body assembly; cytoplasmic stress granule assembly.